AUGCUCUUAUUUUGGCGUGUGUCCGUCAUUCAUAUUUUCACGCGAUACCGGCUCCGAUUGAAUGUAGACUCGUUUAGGCUCAAUGAAACUAAGCUGAUGGGUGAAGGUUGGAGGCUCACGACAUUUCACAAUUUGCCAAUUACAUACCGAAUUGCUGAUUUGCUGCCUCUUGUCUGUGCCUCUGGCGUACUGACAACUUUUGACCAAUCACAUGUGCGGCCUCACGGUGGCGGUACAUUUGUAGCCGUGAUAAAAGGUGCUGUCACACUUUGA
Protopolystoma xenopodis is the source of this 273-nucleotide messenger RNA. The record is from the annotation of a GenBank genome assembly. NCBI's taxonomy places the organism in Eukaryota, Metazoa, Platyhelminthes, Monogenea, Polystomatidea, Polystomatidae.